AUGUCAAGUCUUGAACAUUCUCCUCCUGAAACUCCAUCGGAGUGGUUCACUCCGACCAACACUCUAGCAGAGAUCGAAGAAGCACCACUAGGAGAGAGAGCAACAGAAGAAAUACCAUCCAGAGAUAGAGUGAUUCAGCAGACGAUGAUCAAGAAGACAAAGCCUUGGUGUUGGUGUAUUGCUGGUGUGAUGAUGGUCAUGAGCAUUCUGCUCAUCAUCUCCAUGAUCGCCAUUGUAGCGAUCAGGCCACGAACUCCAAGGUUUGACAUCCAAGAUGCAAGCCUACACAGCUCCAACCUGGACUUGGAGAUUGUUGCAAGGUUCCUCAACCGCAACAAGAAGAUGGAAGUGAAGCUGGAGAGUGGUGGGCUUCAACUAAAGUUCAACAAUUAUGUGAUUGCUGCUCAAGACAUCCAACCAUUCUCACUGACCAAAAGCGAGACAAGGUUAGAGCCCAUCCAUCUUAUCUCUCUUCUUCCAAAUGUUCUUCCUCUGAAAGAUGAGAUGGACCUUCAGAGACAAGUUGUGAACAACCACAUUGUAUAUGAGGUUGAAGGAACUUUCAAAGUGAAAUCUUACUUUGGGUUCCUUCACUUCUCAUCUACUUUGGUAGGAAUUGUCUGA
Molecule: messenger RNA, 624 nt
Organism: Microthlaspi erraticum
Lineage: Eukaryota; Viridiplantae; Streptophyta; Magnoliopsida; Brassicales; Brassicaceae
Source: the annotation of a GenBank genome assembly